AUGGCCGACACGCUCGACGAUUCGGGUUUUCACCAUGAUGCCCCGGAUGCAGCUGGGAUCAGCCCCCUCCUCCGGGAUAAUCCUCUUCUCACACCUCUCGAGCAGGAAGUGCUCGAUGAAUACACGAAACUGCUCGAGAACAUGAACAAGCUCUCCGAUUCUCUUGCCCACCUAGCUUCUCGACCCGCAGCAGAGACCCUCGAUGCACUGCGAUUACUGGAGCGAAAGACCGCGACGGUGUAUACACUGCUAAAGGCAAGUGUGUACAGCAUAGUAUUACAGCAGCAGAUCUACAACGGGGAAGGGGAGGCAUGA
Coccidioides immitis RS is the source of this 315-nucleotide messenger RNA. Its product is annotated as DASH complex subunit DAD3. Bases 1 to 315 code for a protein of 104 amino acids. The record is from RefSeq and is a predicted model, not a curated record. Gene Ontology annotation, biological process: attachment of spindle microtubules to kinetochore. The transcript is spliced from 2 exons. Gene Ontology annotation, cellular component: mitotic spindle; DASH complex. NCBI's taxonomy places the organism in Eukaryota, Fungi, Ascomycota, Eurotiomycetes, Onygenales, Onygenaceae.